Messenger RNA from Girardinichthys multiradiatus, 6435 nucleotides. RefSeq names its product transmembrane protein 132C. The coding region runs from base 519 to 3755 and encodes 1078 amino acids. The record is from RefSeq and is a predicted model, not a curated record. The transcript has 10 exons. Lineage: Eukaryota; Metazoa; Chordata; Actinopteri; Cyprinodontiformes; Goodeidae.
CGGAGUGCGGAGCAAAGCGAAGUGGCGACAGCACACGCAGGAACCACUUCACCGCCCCAUCUCACCCGAUCCGCGCUUCCGAUUCGCAGCGUGGAAAGUUGCAGGACCGUGACUCAGAUAUCGCAGUUUUUGUAGGUGAUGUUUCAACCAAAUUCGAUGGAUUUCUAACAGAUCCUAAAAUAAUAGGAGACGAAAGAGGAAGGAAAAUAUCUGCGGAUAUUAGAGGAACUCUUAGCCGAGCGCAAAUUGACUCACUGGGAUUGUUUUUUUUAUGUUGCUGUCGCUGUCGAGCGUGACGAUUUUGCAACCGUAAAUUAAUCUGCAAUCAAAUGCAAGCAUCGAAUGGAGCGUGUGCAAGAAGUGAAACGGUUGAGUCGCACAGAAUGCACAGUGUUUUUCCUAAAUGGGAUUCCGCUCAGAGGGGAUAAUUUGUGUGCAAAGUAGCGCUGCUUCCAGCUGAAAAGGAGUUACCGUUCAGCCCCCCCCCCCACACACCCCCCUUCCCUCCUGAAUAAACCAUGGGGCCGCGGCAGUGCGUGGGACUCACCAUGCUCUUCCUGUUCACAGUGAUGGACAGCAAGGUUAUCCUGGAUGGCCUGCAGAGGUACGGCCCCACGCCAAUGUAUCUGCCGGUCAGCUACCAGAUCCUCAAUUCUGAGUCAGCAUUUUUCUUACUAGAGGCAAACCAGGACAUAAUGAGGAAUUCCAGCCUGCAAGCUCGAACAGAAUCCUUCUUUAUCCAUCAGGCUCGGCAGAUGCCCUUUGUCAAUGCUAGCUACGGGCCGCUUUCUGUCCAGCAGCCUGUUCCUCUAGAGAUGCUGCAAAUACUGCCAGGGCCAUUUAAUACACCACCCCUCACUUUAUCAACAGUGCCAACAUCGGCAACAUCUUCACCUCUGUUUACAUUCAACUGGAAGGUCCACACAUACAUCAUCAGUGAGCAGAUUCAUCCCAGCUGGCCAAAGGUUCAGGUGUUGUUCUACAUCGCAGGCAGGGACUGGGAUGAUUACAGCACCAUCCACAAGCUACCCUGCGUCAGGAUGUUUGCCUUUCAUGAGACCCAAGAGGUGCGAGGCACAUGCAGGCUAAAAGGUGAGCUGGGGAUUUGUGUUGCCGAGCUGGAGCCUCUGGCCAGCUGGUUCAGCCCGCCUACUGUUAGGCCCGGAAGGCAGAGGGUCUCAGAGCAGGCUCAGGGCACUCCUGUGGAGCUCUACUACAUAAUUCAAACCACAGACAACGGAGACUGCAGCUCAGAGGAUUCCAAAAAGGGCAGCCCAGUUCACACAGAACAGCAGAGGCCUUUGGGCUACUUUGCAGGGCAUACACCUAUGCAGCGCAUUGGGAGCGUCAGACUGUUGCAGCCAUUGUCUGAGCUGAAGCUGGACAAUAACUUUGUGGUGAUGGCCCCCUCUAAACCCAUAAGACAGAGAGAAACAGUCUCAACUUUUCUGGCCCUGUCCACGCUUUCAUCGGUGCAAAUUUUCACCCUAAGAGUCAAGAUGAAGGAUGGGGUGGUGUUCCUAGGAGCUAGAGCCAGUAACCCAGUUAUGUGGACGGUCAGUCAGGACGUCAGAAGUGAGGGCCACAGGGUUGUUACGCUACACUGUCAUAGGAAGGAGAACAGUUUCAAUCAAAGAGUUGAAGCAGUGGGCUACCAACAUGUUCUGCAGGUGGAUCUGGAGGUGAACGGCUUGAUGUUGACUCAGGGGAGCAGGGAGGUGACAUGGCAGGUGGAAUAUCCACUCACCCGCACCCUGACCAGUGAGGUGCGGACCCUCAUCCGUCUAGCAACGCAGGACCUUGGCGGGAUUGUGCCACUGGCCAUGGACACUGAGAUCCUGAACACCGCUGUCCUCACUGGGCGCACCGUUGCUGUUCCUGUUAAGGUGGUCACUGUAGGAACAGAUGGUGCUGUGUCAGAUGUUACGGAAUCAGUGGAGUGCAAGUCAACAGAUGAAGAAGUCAUCAAGGUAUCCGAACGCUGUGAUUAUGUGUAUGUCAAUGGAAAAGAGACAAGAGGGAAGAAAAGGGUGACGCUCAACUUCACCUACAGUUUUUUGAGUGCCCAGCUGGAGAUGAGUGUAUGGAUCCCCCACCUACCAUUGCUCAUAGAUGUGGCUGACCCUGAACUCAGUCAGAUUAAGGGCUGGAGAGUCCCUGUUAGUGCUGGCAGCAGGAGGUACGAGAGAGUCACCGAUGACAACGAGGGUGCCUAUGGACAAGAAGAGAGGACAGAAAAUGCUUGUGUAGCCCAGUACCAGAGCACCUCUCUGCAUGUCCUCACACAGUUUGUAACAGAUGCAGGGGAAUUAAGAGGAGAUAUGGAGGAGGGCGGACCGGGUCAGCAGAACUUCUUCCUGGGUACAGACUGGCAUGUAGAUGUCACGCAGCUUGUCAAAGAAUCUUUAAGGGUGCAGGACCCGAAGAUUGCUGAGCUGCUGGAGAGUCAAGUGCUAAUCGGCCUGAGCUCUGGAACCACCAAACUGCAGGUUUUGUCCCCUCUGACAUCAUCAGUCCUGGCUGAGAGGAGCAUCAGGGUGCUGGAUGAUAAAGUGAGUGUGACAGAGCUUGGGGUGCAGUUGGUUUCUGGACUCUCUCUGUCCUUGCAACUGAGCCUUGGAAGCAACAGAGCCAUUGUUGCUACUACAACAACGCAGGAAGUCAUAGAAUCACAUGCACAGGAAUCCCUCAUCAGUGCCUGGCUUCAGUUCAGUGAUGGAUCUUUGACUCCUCUGGACAACUACAACUCUGCCCAUUUUACCCUGGCAGCCACAUCUCUGAAUGAACAGGUGGUGGUUGUGCAGCAGAGUGCAAAAUGGAAGUGGCCAAUCAUUGUUGCCAAGGGUGAAGGCCAGGGUUUGCUUGUGCGUGUUGAAAUGAGUCCAUCAGAAGUAUGCCAGAAGUCCAAACGACGUUCUGCUCUAGCUACAGGAAUGGUGAAUGUACAGGUAAGGUUUGGUCACUCAGAGGAGCCGAACAGGCAACGUGAAGACAGAAGAACUCGACCAGAUCCCCCUUAUUAUGGUGGAUCUAUCUCUGACAUAGACACUGGAUUAAUUAACCGUGCAGCCACGACUAUUAGAGGCCAAGUUCCAGUGAGGCCCAAUGGGGGUCGCUUAUCAUCAGACAGUGGAAACAGGAACCUUAAUGACUUCUCUGAAUACCCAGAGUUGCCUCGGAGUCGCAGUACCGAUGAGGACUUGUUGCCAUCGCGGCGUGGCCUGACAGACUUGGAGAUUGGUAUGUAUGCACUGCUGGGAGUCUUCUGCCUGGCCAUCCUGGUUUUUCUCAUCAACUGCAUCUCUUAUACAUAUAAGUACCGAAGUAAACAUCUGUCUCUAGAGGCCCCAGAGACAAUGCCCCAUGCCCAUGACUGGGUUUGGCUUGGCCAAGAGGAAGGGCUUUGUCUGCAGCAACAGCAACAUGAAGAACUGACCGGCACCUUAGAGGAAGGCAGUCAGCUUUUAAAUGGAAGUAUCCAGCGUAGUAGUAUUGAGGGUGGCGGAUGUAGCUCAAGCGGAAGAGAUCUGAGGAAUGAGUCUCUUAACUCACCGACCACCAAGAGGAAGAGAGUGAAGUUCUCCACUUUCUCCAAUGUGAAGUCCAGUAAUGGAUGUCCAGUGCUUAACCCAUUGCCAGGGGUGCAGACCAGUGAUAUAAAAUGGGUUUGUCCAGACAUUGAGCUUGGGGACUCAAAGGAUCUUAGGAACUACAUGGAAAAGCUCAGUGAGAAUGCAAUUAAGAACACAGCAUAAGAGGUUCUGGGUUUUUCAUUGAACUAAAGAGAAACUCACCUGAAUGCCUUUGUGAUGAAAAGGGAGAGAAUGGAAAAAUAUAAAUGAAAGGGUGAGCAAACAAUCUGAUGGCUGUAGUUUAAUUGACGACCUCACUUUGAAAAUGACCGUCACUUUUGAUUCUAUGACAGUUCUCAGACAUGGUCAAGCAACAAUUUGCAAGACUUGAAUUUCCACACAACAGCAUAGUUGAAAGGUUUAAAAGUGAAAAUGGUAUUGUUGCCUAAAUGUAUGUUCUUUGUCCUCUACUGAGCUCUGAAUUUGUGUUUGAUUUGCUUUUUGUUCUUCUUAAAAUUAUAUUUUACUGCCCUACAUGUUGUGAUUUUAUUUGAGACUAAGUUUUUUCUCUAAACUAGUUGUAGGUCCUUUGCCACGAGCCAGCAAUUACAGAGCAUAUGAGACAAAGAUCUGAAACUGUUUUGUACUGUAUAUAAAUGCACAGUUUGAUUUAAAGUUACUAUAUGUAUGGUUACAUUUUGUAAAGUGCUGUUUGGUUUGGUUUGGUUUGGUUUUGGUUUUGGUUUUGUUUGGUCUCCAAAAGUCAGAUCCAUGCAUGAUGUUAUUUAAUGAGGAACCAUGUGUGUCCUAUCUGAAAAUGUGUAGAUAACUAUUAUCCAUGAACUUGGAUACAAUUUAGUAGUGUAAAAUUAAAUUCCCUUAUCAUGGUUAAGUUCUGGGUUUGAAUAUUUAUAUUAAUUUAAUUAUUUGUGGUCCCACAUCUUCUAUUUGUGUUUUUAUUGAUGAUCAUCCCCCACUGCAUAUACAAAAGUUGCUUUACUGCUGAGUUUAAGUGUCAUCAUAUAACAAUUAUUUUACAAUUUCUGCAGCAGAAAAAUUGUGAUUACUGCCGAAAGCAUCAAAAGACAAUCACGUACAGUGCACCCCACAUUUAUGGACACCCAUGGAUAAGAUAAGUAAAAAGCUUUAAGCCUGAGCUUUGGAGAAGUGUUUUUUUUUAACCAUUUUUGAACGUGGUGGCAGGAUAAACUUGGGUCCAUGCCUCAUUUGUCUCAAUUCCACCUGUUUUGAAAAAGAUUUUACUCUGAAUGAGGAAAUGGGCAAUUUUAAAGUAGAUAAUGUUCUUGAGCCCAUAUGCUGAUCUAUAAAGAAACACAUCUGACUAACGCUGGGGACACACUACACCAUUGCCCAAUUUUACCCCCGAUUCCCUGUAGGGGAAAGUCUGCUUCAGUCUGCACUAGUUGUGCCCAGUCGAUUUUUUUUUUUUUUUUGUAACUGUAUAACAUUAUGAACAUUAAUGCAGUGGAUAUAGUACAAAUUUUCAACAAACUAAUUAAAAUUACCUAGUGAGACUAAAACACAGUAAAUAAUGAAUGGCCUUAUUGAAAUAAACCAAGCAAAUCACACAUUGCACAUUAAGGUUAUUGGACUUAAUUCAAGAACUGAUAUUUUUGAAUGAAAUAUUUUGCACAUAGAGUAAACUUAUCUAUCAUACAUUCUUAAUGUUUAUUUUCCUGAUCUAGCCUAACCAAUAUAUUGUUUUGUCUAUUAAGAUCUAAAGAACAUUUUUAGAUUAAAGCCAACAUUGACUGUCAGUCCAAAGCCCACAAACAAACUCACAACCUCAAAUUCCAGUUGUAAAUUCUCAACAUGAGUAUAACAAAACAUACCUAUAAGUAGUCUGAGGUUUAUCAUCUAUUACCACUCUUGCAAGAGUUUCCACAAGAGUUUAAUGCGUUCAGUUGGCUUUAGUGGGUCUGAAAAAUCCCAUGGUCUGUGAGCGUUCAACAACCAUAUAAGUUAUUUUAAACAAAUGCCUCUUUAUUUUUUUAUUUAAUAAAUCUAUAUUUAUUUAAGCUGAUCAGACUGUCUAGGGAUUUUUAAUUAGUAAUCCAUGACUUCCUGUUUCCCUGGGGAAUAAAUAUGAUGUAACACAGAGAACAACUUAUCUGAGCAGCUUUUCAAAACAGGUAAGACAAGAGACCAUGCCAUUCAUAAAAAUCUGGGGAUACUCUGUAUGAUUUUCAAUAGUCAUCACAGAUUUUGAAAAGACUUGCUGUUUAAAUUAAAAAAACCUUUUUUUUUCCUUUGACUGGCUGAAAGACUGGGGAUCAGACACUUAACAAAUAUCUUUUGAACUGUAAGAAGUUCUCGCUGACAUGCAUUAACUGGAUUUUGAUUGUGUUUUUCAAAAUUUUGAUCAGUUUUUCAAUUUAUUUUAUUUUUAUCUUUAAGUGUUUUCAAAGUUUUUCUUGUUUGUUUUAUCUUUUGAUUUGAGUGUUUUUAAUUUUUAUGUUCAGCCAUUGCAAGAACUGUUUUGCAACUACUUGUGACAUUGGUGAUUAUGUUAAAACAUUUUUUUAUUAUGUCCCUGCGCUCCCCACUGAAUAAAUGUAUUCGUUUUAAACGUUUAUCUAAAUUUCCCCUUUUUUGUAGUGUAAGGCUAUGUUUUUAUAAGAGAGGGCAAAAUUUACACAUCUUUAUAAAGAGUGUGCAGCAAGUAAUGUGAAACACACUGAUCACUCAUCACCCAUCUAAAUUGGAUUUCCAAAAACAACCAUUGCAGUAAAAAAUAAUUAUUAUUUUUCUCAUACAGCUGUAUUAGUCAGGUUUAUCGUCUUUUACUGUCUCUGUUUGAAAAUUGGCUGCUUGACUAAUUAAAGCUCAAGGUGAUUCUUGA